AUGUCCUCGUCUAAAGAGCUCACCUCCUCUCGUCCAGUUACGCCCCUGAACGACGUCGACUAUGCCCAAUGGGCAAAGGAGAUGUGGGCUUACUUGGCUGAGAACAAGCUCUGGUGCAUAGUCAUCGGAACCAUCAAGGAGCCGAGUGCAGGGGACCCGGAGCACAUCACCUACCUCGAGAAGUCGGCUCAGGCCGCUGGGGCCAUGUUCCUUGCUGUGGAUGCGUCGCAGCAUGUUCAUUUUACCGGGAUCGAGCUGGAUGCACCUCUGAUCUGGGGCAAGCUCCAAUCCGUCCACCUCCAGAAGGUGUCUGGGGCGCAUUACAACGCUCUGGACGCUGUUUUCGCCGUCAGAAGGCAGCCUGACGAGUCC
This is a messenger RNA of Punctularia strigosozonata HHB-11173 SS5, 372 nucleotides long. RefSeq lists its product as uncharacterized. The annotation marks the transcript as partial. The record is from RefSeq and is a predicted model, not a curated record. The transcript has a single exon. Lineage: Eukaryota; Fungi; Basidiomycota; Agaricomycetes; Corticiales; Punctulariaceae.